Colletotrichum chrysophilum is the source of this 1530-nucleotide messenger RNA. RefSeq lists its product as uncharacterized. The record is from RefSeq and is a predicted model, not a curated record. Bases 1 to 1530 code for a protein of 509 amino acids. Lineage: Eukaryota; Fungi; Ascomycota; Sordariomycetes; Glomerellales; Glomerellaceae. The transcript is spliced from 2 exons.
AUGCGUUCCAACUUGAUUUUCGCUCUUGUUUCUGGUGGCUCUGCGCCCCCGGCCCCCUCCGGCACCGGCCUCCCGCCCCCGCCCCACGGCACCGGCGCUCCCCCGAGCGGCACCCCUCCCCCUCGCCCCACCGGAACUUUCAAGCCCUCCGGCCCGCCCCCUAGCGGUGCCCCACCUUCCGGUACCCCGGCCGCUCGCCGCCGCGGCAUGUUCAACCGUCGCCAGCAGAGCGGUGCUCCCCCCUCCGGCGCGCCUCCUUCCGGCACUCCUCCUCCUCGCCCUAGCGGUGCCCCGACCGACUUCCCCAGCGGUGUAGCCCGCCCUACCGGCUUCCCCGGCGGUGGCCAGGGCAACUUUGACGCCCAGGCCCAGCCAUCUGGUGUUGCUAAGCCUUCCGGUGGCCCUCACGGCGGCGGCCACCACAGCGGCCCUCCCCCGUCUGGUGCUCCCACCGGUGUUCCUCCUUCUGGAGCUCCCCCCUCUGAUGCUCCUGCCCCUACCGGCAACGCUCGUCGCGCUGAGCCCUCUGGAGUCAAGCCUUCUGGCCCUCCUCCCUCUGGUGCCCCUAGCGGCCCCCCGCCUUCUGGUGUUCGCCCCAGCGGUCCUCCCCCCUCGGGCGCUCCCCCCUCUGGAGCUCCUCCUUCCGGUGCCCCCGCUCCCACCGGCAACGCUCGCCGUGCCCAGCCUUCCGGCGCUAAGCCGUCCGGUCCCCCUCCCUCCGGCACUCCCCCUCCUCGCCCCAGCGGCGAUGCUCAGCCUUCCGGACCUCCCCCGUCCGGCGCUCCUCCUUCCGGUGCUCCUCCCUCUGGCGCUCCUCCUGCUGCCACUGGCAACGCUCGCCGCGCCGAGCCCUCUGGUGUGAAGCCUUCCGGCCCUCCUCCUUCUGGCACUCCUCCCCCCAGACCUUCUGGAGCCCAGCCUUCUGGACCUCCUCCCUCUGGAGCUCCUCCUUCUGGCGCCCCUCCCUCUGGUGCCCCUGCUCCUACUGGCAACGCCCGUCGUGCUGAGUCUGCGCCCGCCGAGAAGCCCUCUGGCACCCCCCCUCCUCGCCCUUCCGGUGCUAAGCCUUCCGGCCCCCCUCCUUCUGGUGCUCCUCCCUCUGGUGCUCCUCCUUCCGGCGCUCCCCCCGCUGCUACUGGCAACGCCCGCCGUGCUGAGCCCUCCGGCGCCGCUCCCUCCGGCCCCAAGCCUUCCGGACCUCCUCCCUCUGGCGUUCGCCCCUCUGGAGCUCCUCCUUCCGGCACCCCUCCCCCUAAGCCCACCGGCACCCCUACCGGCCCUCCUCCUUCCGACGCUCCCGCUCCCACCGGCAACGCCCGCCGCGCCGAGUCCGCCCCCGCCGAGAAGCCCUCCGGCACUCCUCCUUCCGGCGCUCCCCCCUCCGGCACCCCUCCCAGCGGCCCUCGCCCUACCGGUGCUGCUCCUAACGGCGCUGCUCCCUCCGGCACUCCUCCCCCCAAGCCCUCCGGCGCCCAGCCCUCUGGCCCUCCCCCCUCUGGCGCCCCUCCCGCCGCCACCCAGAGCGCUUAA